GCCCUCGAAGGUUGCUUCAAGAAAGCAACAGACCUUGACGUCUUUCACCAUUGCAUUGGAGGUAACCGCAUCCCCGAUAUUCCUGAUUUUGCGGAGGAGGCAGCGAGGCACAUUAUUUUGGUGUGCUUGGAUUGUGAGCAUUGGUCGAACAACACGGAUGAGACGACGGAGGUUGGCAUCGCAACAUUUAGACAGCAAGACAUAUUACGGCUUAGGGAAAAGGGCGACUUGGGUCCCCGUGGUGAGCGUCUGAUGCAGCAGGUCAAGUUCUACCUGUUGCGCUUGAUCGAGACAUCACACCUCCCAAACGGAAACCCACACUCGCGUGGAGUAGACGGCAAUCGGUUUGGCCAAGGGCGCUUUGUCACCUUCGCGGAAGCACGCCAGAUCAUGCACGAUUUGUUUGUGCAGCCCAUCAAGGACGUUCCCGGUUUGACAGGAAACCAUCCCAUCGUGGUCCUGGGCCACGAUGUCGGCCACGACAAGAACAACCUCAAGCACAAAGCGAUAGCGUUCGACAUGGAUCCGAUUGGCACGGUGAUCCGGUACAUCGACACACAGGUACUUGCGCGCGACAAGAUGUUCUGGAUUGGUAAGCACAACGAGCAAAUCGGAUUGCGGCAACUCGUCGGUCAUCUGUGGUUCGAGCAUAGUGAUCCCCACACUGCGGCUAACGACGCGGGUCGCACUCUGAUCGCCGCCUUUCAGAUAGCGCUCCACGGGCAUGCAUGCACACGCCACGCAAAGCCCAUGGUAGAAGUAGCUGAAGAUCUCGAGGAGUACAGCGUCGCCAACUUUACGCCCAUCGGAGGCGUCGCAGAGUACUGUUGGAGAUGCGGCAAGGCGGGACAUAUGAAGGCAGCCUGUACAGCAAAAGACCUUCACUGCGACGAGUGCGAGGAGAACGAGUGCGAACUGGAGCCUGGUGAGGAGCACAUCACGGCACACUGCCUUUGCAUUGCUCAAGCAAAGGCAAACCUGAGGCGCGAGAAGGAUGCAGAGGCGCGAGCUGUUAAAAAGGCACAACCAAAGCCGCCCACGCGUAGUCGAGGCGGUCGUCCU
This is a messenger RNA of Exserohilum turcica Et28A, 1062 nucleotides long. RefSeq lists its product as uncharacterized. NCBI's taxonomy places the organism in Eukaryota, Fungi, Ascomycota, Dothideomycetes, Pleosporales, Pleosporaceae. The annotation marks the transcript as partial. Gene Ontology annotation, cellular component: nucleus. Gene Ontology annotation, molecular function: zinc ion binding; nucleic acid binding. The transcript has a single exon. The record is from RefSeq and is a predicted model, not a curated record.